AUGAUCUCAUGGCUUGUUGUGCCUGAAACGAAAGCGGCUGUUCGCAAUACGAACAAGACUGGAAUGGAGCCGAUCGACUACAUUUCAGACAAGAUUGUUCAAUUUUAUAUGACCAAAAGAACUAACUUGAAGAUACUCAUGUAUUUGUUAAAGAUUUUUGGGAUUAUUGUGUGGACUUUGCUGUCUAUAGUCGAGGUGGAGUCGACGGCUCCUAUUUUGAAAGCUUGCGACAUUGGUUGCGUGGAGAGGAGCCCAUCAAGUGAGUUUUGA
Plasmopara halstedii is the source of this 270-nucleotide messenger RNA. RefSeq lists its product as uncharacterized. The record is from RefSeq and is a predicted model, not a curated record. The transcript has 3 exons. Bases 1 to 270 code for a protein of 89 amino acids. Lineage: Eukaryota; Oomycota; Peronosporomycetes; Peronosporales; Peronosporaceae.